GGGGGACGGGUCCUCGGGGGCGCCCCUCCUCCCCGCCCACCUCGUCGCCGCCCGCAGCCGGGCUGGGCCGGGCGGACCCCGACCGCCAGUGGGGGGCGCCUGUGGCCGUCCCUGCCGCACAGCCGGAUCCCGCCCGGGGCGGUGCGCGCGGACUCUUGGGCGGUGGCGGAGGCACCGGUGCGCGCAGACACCGGGGCGGCCGCGGCGGUGGAGACACACGGCGGCGGGGCAGCCCGCGCUCCAUCCGCUGAGCCACACCAGCCGGGGCUGUAGUCUGUUUGAAGUGCGAACAGCUCAAGGGAAGAAAACUCCAUGAGGGCCAGACUGGGGCUGGGGCUGGAAGCAGCUCUGCCCCAGCUGACGAGCUGAGGAGCCCGAGUGUCUGGCCAGCCUGGCCCGGCUGCAAGGGGAGUUGACCGGAGCGCAGUGACCGCUGCCCGGCAGUGGAGCAGGCAGACCCUGCGGGGCCCAUGGAGCUGCAGGCCGCGGGGGCCUUUCCCCAGCCUCGUCUGCCAGGCCUCGAGAGGCCAGGGGCCUAGGCCCGCAGAUGCCCCCCGGGACGGGCGGUCUCCCGAGCGGACGGCCGGCCGGGGGCGCCGGGGCGGGAGCAUGCCGGCCAAGGGGCGCUACUUCCUCAACGAGGGCGAGGAGGGCCUGGGCCGCGACGCCCUGUACGAGAAGUACCGCCUCACCAGCCAGCACGGCCCGCUGCUGCUCACGCUGCUCCUGGUGGCCGUGGUGGCCUGCGUCGCCCUCAUCGUCAUCGCCUUCAGCAUCGGGGAGCCCUCCCAGCAGCCGGCCGUCCUGGGGACGGCGUUCCUGACGCUGGCCGUGUUCGUCGCGCUCUACGUGCUGGUGUACACCGAGUGCCUCGGCCGGCGGGGGCUCUGGGCCUCGGCACUGCUCACCUGGGCCUGCCUCGUGGCGCUGGGCUACGUGCUGGUGUUCGACUCGUGCAGGAAGGCGGCCUGCGCCUGGGAGCAGGUGCCCUUCUUCCUGUUCGUGAUCUUCGUGGCGUACACGCUGCUGCCCUUCAGCAUGCAGGGGGCCGUGGCCGUGGGGGUGGUGUCCAGCGUCUCCCACCUCCUGGUGCUGGGCGUUCUGACGGGAGCCUUCUCAUCCCCCAGCGUCGGGGUGGGGCUGCAGCUGCUGGCCACCGCCAUCGUCUUCCUGUGCGGGAACCUCUCGGGCGCCUUCCACAAGCACCAGAUGCAGGACGCCGCCCGCGACCUCUUCACCUACACGGCCAAGUGCAUCCAGAUCCGGCGGAAGCUGCGCAUCGAGAAGCGCCAGCAGGAGAACCUGCUGCUGUCUGUGCUCCCCGCCCACAUCUCCAUGGGCAUGAAGCUGACCAUCAUCGAGCGGCUCAAGGAGUGCGGGGACCGCCACCACAUGCCCGACAACAACUUCCACAGCCUCUACGUCAAGCGGCACCAGAACGUCAGCAUUCUCUACGCCGACAUCGUGGGCUUCACGCGGUUGGCCAGCGACUGCUCCCCCAAAGAGCUGGUGGUAAUGCUGAACGAACUCUUCGGCAAGUUUGACCAGAUCGCCAAGGCCAACGAGUGCAUGCGCAUCAAGAUCCUGGGCGACUGCUACUACUGCGUGUCGGGCCUGCCCGUGUCGCUGCCCACGCACGCCCGCAACUGCGUGAAGAUGGGGCUGGACAUGUGUGAGGCCAUCAAGCAGGUGCGGGAGGCCACGGGCGUGGACAUCAGCAUGCGCGUGGGCAUCCACUCGGGGAACGUGCUGUGUGGCGUCAUCGGGCUGCGCAAGUGGCAGUAUGACGUGUGGUCCCACGACGUGUCCCUCGCCAACAGGAUGGAGGCGGCCGGAGUCCCGGGCCGGGUGCACAUCACGGAGGCGACGCUGAGCCACCUGGACAAGGCGUACGAGGUGGAGGACGGCCACGGACAGCAGCGGGACCCCUACCUGAAGGAGAUGAACAUCCGCACCUACCUGGUCAUCGAUCCCCGGAGCCAGCAGCCGCCCGCACCCAGCCAGCACCUCCCCAAACCCAAGGGGGACGCCGCCCUGAAGAUGCGGGCGUCGCUGCGCAUGACCCGCUACCUCGAGUCCUGGGGGGCCGCGCGGCCCUUCGCCCACCUCAACCACCGUGAGAGCGUCAGCAGCGGCGAGACCCCCGUCCCCAACAGCCGGAGGCUCAAGGCCAUGCCCCUGCGGCGCCACCGGGCCCCCGACAGAGGUGCGUCCCCCAAGGGGCGGUCGGAGGACGACUCGGAUGAUGACGAGAUGCUGUCAGCCAUCGAGGGGCUCAGCUCCACGCGGCCCUGCUGCUCGAAGUCCGAUGACUUCCACACCUUUGGGUCCAUCUUCCUGGAGAAGGGCUUCGAGCGAGAGUACCGCCUGGCGCCCAUCCCCCGGGUCCGCCACUACUUCGCCUGCGCCAGCCUCAUCUUCCUCUGCAUCCUGCUGGUGCACGUCCUGCUGAUGCCCAGGACGGCGGCCCUGGGGGUGUCCUUUGGGCUGGUGGCCUGCGUGCUGGGGCUGGUGCUGGGCCUGUGCUUCGCCGACCAGUUCUUGAGGUGCUGCCCCGCCUGGGGGGUGCUCCGGGCCGUCUCCGAGAAGGUGGAGACCCACCCGCUGCUGCGCGUGCCCCUGGCCGUCCUGACCAUCGGCAGCCUGCUCGCCGUGGCCGUCGUCACCCUGCCAUUGCUGCCUCCCCCGGCCCCGGGGCUGCCGGUGGUGAACCAGACGAGGGCCCUGGGCAGCGGGGACGGGACCCCGUGCGAGCUGCUCCCGUAUUACACCUGCAGCUGUGUCCUGGCCUUCGUCGCCUGCUCCGUCUUCCUGCGCAUGAGCCUGGAGCUGAAGGUGCUGCUGCUGACGGUGGCCUUGGUGGCCUACCUGGUGCUCUUCCACGUCACCCAGUGCGCCCAGCGCGGCUGCUGCGGCCUCGGCCUGGGCGCCCUCGGCGAGACCAACACCACCCUCAGUAGCCCCCCGGCCUGUGCGUGCAGGGACCUGAAGACCAUGAUCAGCUUCUACCUGGUUCUCUUCUACGCCACCCUCAUCAUGCUCUCCAGACAGAUCGACUACUACUGCCGCCUGGACUGCCUGUGGAAGAAGAAGUUCAAGAAGGAGCGCGAGGAGUUCGAGACCAUGGAGAGUGUGAACCGCCUCCUCCUGGAGAACGUGCUGCCGGCCCACGUGGCGGCCCACUUCGUGGGAGACAAGCUGGACGAGGACUGGUACCAUCAGUCCUAUGACUGCGUCUGCGUCAUGUUCGCCUCCGUGCCGGAGUUCAAGGUGUUCUACACAGAGUGCGACGUCAACAAGGAGGGGCUGGAGUGCCUGCGCCUGCUCAACGAGAUCAUCGCCGACUUCGACGAGCUGCUGCUGAAGCCCAAGUUCAGCAGCGUGGAGAAGAUCAAGACCAUCGGCAGCACCUACAUGGCGGCUGCCGGGCUCAGCGGGCCCUCCGGGCAGGAGAACCAGGACCUGGAGCGGCAGCGCGCCCACAUCGGCAUCAUGGUGGAGUUCAGCAUCGCCCUGAUGAGCAAGCUGGACGGCAUCAACCGGCACUCCUUCAACUCCUUCCGCCUGCGCGUCGGCAUCAACCACGGGCCUGUGAUCGCCGGCGUGAUCGGGGCGCGGAAGCCCCAGUACGACAUCUGGGGCAACACGGUCAACGUGGCCAGCAGGAUGGAGAGCACCGGCGAGCUCGGGAAGAUCCAGGUGACGGAGGAGACGUGCACCAUUCUCCAGGGGCUCGGCUACUCCUGCGAAUGCCGAGGACUGAUCAACGUCAAAGGCAAAGGGGAGCUGAGGACGUACUUCGUCUGCACGGACACCGCCAAGUUCCAGGGGCCCGGCCUGAACUGAGGGCCCGGGGGGCCAGGCACGAUCGAGGCCGAUGUCCUUCCUGAAAGCCAGCGGAUGGGGGACUCGGCCCCACGCCGGUCACGGCCUUCCACGGCCUUGGCCACCACUACCUCCUGACAGACGGCCGUGUGCGGCUCCCUGCCCUUGCACGAGAGGACUUCUCAGACACGUGUGCCGGGGCCCCAGCUUGGGGGGACCACGGAGCCUCCUGAUGCACAGCCGGGCGGACCCUCGGAGCUGCUGCUGUCGGGAACGCGACCUCCGGAUGGCGGGACGAGGCUCCCUCGAGAGUUCCACGUCCUCCAGACCCUGCCCGCGCACACACCCUUGUGGCCGGGGAGCUGCAGGAGCGUCCCCUUUUCCAGGGGCAGGAGGACCAGGAACAGGGGUGUGGGCUGGCGAGGGGGCUGCAGCCCUGUGAGGGGCUCCCGGAGGAGAGUAGCCCAGCGCACACCGUGCUGCCUGCCGUCCGUGCCCGUCUUAGACGGAUGCAGCCUUAACCGGGGCCUCACCCUUUCCACGGCCUCUGGGAGGCCAGUCAGUCGCCUCCCCUGCAGCGUGUCACCUGCCCUUCCGGUCGCCGGCAGGAAGCAGGCCGCCACCCCAGCUCUGUGGGAUGUGGCGUGGCCCUCACGCCGGACCAGACCACUCGGAGUCUGGCAGUCCGAGGUCUGGUCUAGGGAGCAGCCUCUCGGCCCUCCUCUCGCCACCCAUGCACGUCCAAGCUCUGCCUGCAGGCUCCCCGCGCCCCACCUCCACGCUGGGACGCCCUCCUGGCCUCCGGGCCGGGCGGUCGUGCUCAGUGAGGGCACGCAGGAGGCCCCCGCCCGGGCGGCUGGCCGGCCCCCUCUCGGAUGCCGAGACCUCCUCGCUCUGACUGAAGGAAUUGAGGCAGCUGCAAGAAGCCAGGUCUGUGAGCUUCAACUCUCACUCCAGAGAAGUCAGGUUAGGUUCUGAGGUGAGAACCAGCCAGCCCGCCUCACACAGGUGACUGUCCCCGUGCGGCACCCCCGGAGUUACAGCCGUGCACAAGGGCAGGCGGCUUCAGGUGACACAGGGUCGCAGGUGGGGCGGCUCGGCGUCGAGGGCCGCCUGGGGCUCGUCCUGAGCUGCGGGCGGGCGGGCUGGUGGUGGCACUGAGAGGGCACGUCUGGGCCCCGGAAAGCCGGCGCUCCGGGAAGGCCCCCCACCAGCAGGGCUCAGACGCGCCCCGGGGUGCCGGCCUGCUGCUCCUCUCGCAGUAUGCGUGUCUGUUACUUUUUUCCAGCAGCCGAAAUCCCGACCUCCCAACCCGGAGUUUAAAAAACAACUGGUUGCCAUUAUGUAUCUUUCUUUAUCCCCAGUUAAAUUAAAGCACUGUGCUCAAGUAA
Molecule: messenger RNA, 5216 nt
Organism: Phyllostomus hastatus (greater spear-nosed bat)
Lineage: Eukaryota; Metazoa; Chordata; Mammalia; Chiroptera; Phyllostomidae
Gene: ADCY7
Product: adenylate cyclase 7
Exons: 27
Coding region: 610-3846 (1078 amino acids)
Biological process (GO): adenylate cyclase-inhibiting G protein-coupled receptor signaling pathway; intracellular signal transduction; cAMP biosynthetic process
Cellular component (GO): plasma membrane
Molecular function (GO): adenylate cyclase activity
Source: RefSeq, a predicted model, not a curated record